UCUCACACGUCGUCGAGAUUCGAGUUUUGCCGUUUGACUUAUGUCUUUCCACCAAAUCCCGUCUAUUCCAGUAUCCUGACUUGUUCCUCAGGCGUACCUUUCAACACAACCGCCAGCGCGUCAACAUGGCGUGCUGCUGCCCUCAGUCCACAGUCGAGCGCGGCGAGGCCCUUCUCGCGUAUCUCGAUCAAAUGCUCCUUUCCCGAGCUCGUGCAACCCUGGAGCUGGAAGAAGUUUACGAGCUGUUAACAAACAUCGAUCUUUUGAAGCAAGACAUUCGGGAUCGGCGAUGGUGGGACGAGACCGACUCUGGGAUCUCAGAGGACGAUGAUUUUUUUCGAAGGCGACGCCGACCUGUCAGAUUCAGAGGACAUCACGACUCGGAAGGAGGACAGGAGAGCUCACAGGGGCUGACUCACGUCGAAGUGAGCACCCAGCUGGAAGAUUCAGAGGAGGACACUGGUUCGGACGAUUACAUCCAGCAGUCGGUGUCAGAGGGCAACCAUGGGCCCGGUCAAAGCGUCGCUGAGCGAGACGGAGAAGAGGAUCGUGGGCCUGCACAGAACAAUGGACCCGCAGACUCCGAUGAAGGCACUGACUCCGAUGAAGCAUUGGAAGAAACAGAUUCGCAAAACGAUCAAGGCUCGUUCGGAACGGUCAAGCACACACGCUUUGAAGACGAACCAUGCACCGCAUGUGUAAUCCUCUUUAAGCUCGAACCCCAUUGCUUUGCUCUGCGAAUCAGAGCGAUGGAACUCUCGCGCCCCUCGAUCCGGCCGCUCACAAUCUUCGACGUCCCGAACGAUCUACUCCUCCAGAUAUUCGAGUACUUCCAAGACUUCAGGGUAAGCAGCAAGGCUGAUUUCUGGUUGAAUUCUUUCAUACCUCGUUGGCAGGGUGAAGAUUUCAGCCCGGUGGAAGUCCAGAAACAUCGGAGAACUAUUCCAAGCCUUCGCCUGGUUUGUCGUUUGUUUAACGAACUGUCAUCGUCACUACUAUGCCCAAUUCUCUUCGUGAAUUUAGACCAGGCGUCGCUGGAUAGAGCCAUUCAGCUAUCAGGUUGUCCUCUCGUGGCAGCGGGCUUCCGAGCUGUCCGGGUCGGGCUUAGAUUUCGCAUCAGAGACCACGAGAAGAGCCUUCAGGAAUCCGCGUCACAUCAUCAAGGUGAACUGGAAGACUAACUUGAUCAAUGGAUAGACCGGUUGGAGACAUUAACGGGGCAAGGAAUGGUCUACCACGACGAUGGCGAGCACAAAGCCCCCUCGGAUGCGCUUGAGACGAUCAAAUACAAUUAUCAUCACAUGCUGCACGCGA
Molecule: messenger RNA, 1314 nt
Organism: Aspergillus homomorphus CBS 101889
Lineage: Eukaryota; Fungi; Ascomycota; Eurotiomycetes; Eurotiales; Aspergillaceae
Exons: 1
Coding region: 126-1181 (351 amino acids)
Source: RefSeq, a predicted model, not a curated record